UCGCUGCUGCAAAAUUUCCUAAUGUUUAUCAAGUCGCCUUAACCUGACAUUUUUGUUUACCGGUUUUCCCAAACUAGUAAUAGUAUGAGUUAAAACUACCAAAAAUCGAAGUAUUUCUCUAAGAACUAGUGAAAAUGCAUCUCGCGAUUAAAAACCGCAAAGUGUUCAUUCUAAUUUCGUUUGGAUUUUUCGUCCAUACUCUGGUUCUGAAAGCUGCCUUCGAUAUCUACUUUUCGAGCCCCAUCGAUCAUGGAAUGACGCCGAUCAAAUCUACGAAAAACCCGCCCGCUAAAAGACUGGUAUUCAUCGUGGCUGACGGUUUAAGGGUUGAAGCAAUGCUAGACGAGAACGAGCAUGUCGCCCCCAAUCUAAACCGCAUCCGCAAAACCCGGGGCUCCUGGGGCGUGUCGCACACCCGAGUACCCACUGAAUCACGUCCUGGACAUGUUGCGCUUUUGGCUGGAAUUUAUGAGGACCCGGCUGCUAUUUUGAAAGGGUGGAAAGUGAAUCCGGUUGAUUUUGAUUCGGUGAUUAACCAGAGCACCAACGCUUGGUGUUGGGGCGGGCCGAGCAUCGUGAACAUGUUCAACAAAGAUAAUUUGCGCCACAUUCAUCUGCAUUCGUACGACCCCAGCAUGGAAGAUUUCGGCAAUAAUAACACAAUCGGGCUGGAUUUGUGGGUAUUCGAACACCUCAAGGCUUUCAUUGAAGAAAAUAGGCGCUGCGUCAAAUGUAAAAAAUUUAGACAGAAUGGGAACUUCUUCUUUUUGCAUUUAUUAGGGACUGACACCGCAGGACACGGGUUUAAACCUGGAUCUGAGGGUUAUAAAAACAAUAUUAAAUUUGUUGAUGAAAACAUUCCAAAGGUUGAAAAGUGGUUUGAAGAUGCCUUUCCUGACAAAUCCACAGCCUAUGUUUUUACUGCUGACCAUGGAAUGACUGACUGGGGUUCCCAUGGAGCAGGUUCCAACCAUGAGACUGAAACACCGUUGAUUGCAUGGGGUGCUGGUAUUAAAAUUGAGAGGAAAAGAAAAGAUGUACACCAGAUUGACGUAGCCCCUUUAUUGUCAGCACUUAUUGGAAUCAAUUAUCCUAUUAACUCACUUGGGCGUUUACCCAGUGAAUAUAUUAAUACUACUGGGGAGACUCUAGCGGAAAUGAUGCUUUCCAACGUUCUACAACUUCUAGAAACUUUCAAUAUUAAAAGAUUCAGAACGAUGCGUAAUGCAAUUAGGUUUGUACCAUUUCGCGGCGUGACCACAGAAGAUCUGGAUGGAGGACUGAAUUUUCUGAAAAAUUUAUCUACUCAAGGACAAUAUGAGCUCCUAAAAGUGGAAGUUAAAAGUAUAAUGAAAUUUUUAAUAGAAGGUGCUGAUUAUUAUCACAAUUAUUAUCAAUUACCGUUGUUGAUAGCAAUAACUAUUGGUUUAGUUGCAUGGAUUAUUUAUCUAGCGACUUUCAAUAUCCAUUUUAAACGAAAUAUUCAGCCUACAAGACAUGCUAAGUUGAUUAGAAACCUCCAGAUUUAUCUGUUUGCUCCACUAUACGUGAACGUCUGGUUUUUCCUAAAGGUGCAAUCGCUCCCAUUUAUGUACUAUUGUUAUUUUAUUUUCCCAAUAAUGAUGGCACAAAUUGUUACUAGUCGCUACCAUUACGUUUUAGAAGCUUUAAAACAGUUGAAACAAUUUGGUCUCAAAAAUACCUGCAAUCACUUAGUUUUCUACAUAGUUGGACUAAGAUUUUUGGUACAAGGCUUCCUUCACCGUGAGUCUCUAAGUAUUGUUGAAUUUUUGAUGGCAGCUUUCGCGUUUUGGUCGAAAGCGUUGAAGACCCAAACCACGAAAUAUCAAAAAAUUCUUUGGAUUGUGUGCUGCAUUGGCGUCUCUGUCUUUCCAUUUUUACCAGUAAUGCAAACUACAUUCAACACCCCUGUCUACCUCUUUGGUUAUGGUACGUGGUUGGCAAUUAUGCAUAAUUUCAUUCUACCUCGUUUGGAAAAAGACCCAACUAACAAGUUCAUUUCCUACCAGUUUUUAAUUUUCAAGCUUACCCCAAUUUACACUCUUGCAAUAGAAUAUGACUUAGUAGGACUGGAGUCACCGUUGAAGUACGCCGCGUUCGUUUGGGCCCUUGUGCCAGUCGUUAUGGUGCCAUUAUCCGCAAGCCGAAUUUUCACCCGACUCACUAGCAUUUUCAUCGGCUUUGGCACCUACUACUUGAUGGUUUCUUCCAACUACGAGAAUCUUUUCCUCAUUUGCUACAUUUCCCAAAUGUACGCAUGGCUCAAAAUUGAAAGCAAAUGUUUUGGGUACGCCACUCUGAUCAAGAAAAGUUUCAGCCGUGAAGUGAGGGAAGAUCGAGAACAAACAAGUGACGAUUUUCGCCGGGCUUUCUUUUUCGUUACUCUGAUUUUCUUGGGUUUCUUUGGAACUGGGAACAUCGCAAGCUUGAACUCUUUCGAUCCGAUGUGGGUGCGCUGCUUCCUCACCGUGUUCAGUCCGUUUAGCAUGGCUGGACUUAUCUUGCUAAAAAUCAUAGUACCGUUUUUGUUUGUUAGUUGUGUCUAUAGAGCUGUGAAUUUGUUCCGUAAAGGGAACACUUUGAGUAUGUUUUGUACAGUAUUGAUGUUUUCGGAUUUGAUGUUAUUGGAACUUUUGUAUUGUAUUACCAAUAUUGGCUCGUGGUUAGAGAUAGGAAUGAGUUUGUCUAAUUUUGUAAUAAUGGAGGCAUUCGUAAUAAUUCUGUUAUUGUUGUACGGAAUUGGAUAUCUAUUAACCACAGUGACAUAUUAACACGAAUCCAUACAGUUUAAAAGUUUAACUAAGAUUGUAUAGAUUUGAUAACUUGUAUAGUUUCGUUUGAAUUGCGUUAUUUGACAGUGUGCUCUUGCCACUUCAUUCCAGUCUGUUGUUACAUGUUAAUGAGAGCAGUAUUUUUCUAGUGCAAUGUUACGAUUUUGUUAAAGUUUUGAUAUGAACGUUUUUAAAGUUUAAUAAAGUUUUGAUAUAAAA
Zophobas morio is the source of this 3011-nucleotide messenger RNA. RefSeq names its product GPI ethanolamine phosphate transferase 1 (gene PIG-N). Bases 135 to 2792 code for a protein of 885 amino acids. Gene Ontology annotation, biological process: GPI anchor biosynthetic process. The transcript is spliced from 11 exons. NCBI's taxonomy places the organism in Eukaryota, Metazoa, Arthropoda, Insecta, Coleoptera, Tenebrionidae. Gene Ontology annotation, cellular component: endoplasmic reticulum membrane. The record is from RefSeq and is a predicted model, not a curated record. Gene Ontology annotation, molecular function: mannose-ethanolamine phosphotransferase activity.